This is a messenger RNA of Melanaphis sacchari, 1297 nucleotides long. RefSeq lists its product as uncharacterized. The record is from RefSeq and is a predicted model, not a curated record. The transcript is spliced from 3 exons. Lineage: Eukaryota; Metazoa; Arthropoda; Insecta; Hemiptera; Aphididae. Bases 163 to 507 code for a protein of 114 amino acids.
GAACUUUUAACUUUACAACAUUUUUAUGUAAUCUAAUAAAUUUUUAUCACUCGUCGUAGUAUUAAACAGUUUUAUUAGAACUUCGUAGACAGAGACCGUUCGGUGUUAGUGAUCAAGUGUAUAUUUAGCCAACAUUUUUUUACUAUAUUAAACGAAAUUAAAAUGAUUUCAACACGGUUUUUUAUGUCAGCGAUUGCGUUACUAAUAGUGGUCCAAUGCACUACUUGUUUAGAUAAAACAGAUACAAAUGUUGGUGCUACCAAACCUAAUAUGAAAUUAUAUAUUGGCGACAGUAAAUCUGAAUCUCUAUCGGACGAAGAGGAAACGACCGAAGAUAAUUCAGAGGAAAAAACAAUGACAAGUAGCGUUCGUAGUUUAAUCACAUAUCCCGUUGAAAAAAUUCUUUCGCCUAUAAAAGGGGUAUUUAAUUCACUGAAAAACGUCGCGAAGAAAUUUAAUCCACUGAAAACAGCAAAUGAUGAACCUUUGGAAAAUUCAACAAAAUAAUUAAUGAAUAGCAGUUUUACAAUAUUAUGUUUAUCAAUACUUAUUAUAAUAAUACAAGUUAUGUUGUAACGGUUUAUUGGAAUUAAUUAAAUAUUUCUUGUUAAGUAUAAACAAACGAAAAUAUUUUAUUUUGUGUUUUCGUGCCUAUCGAUUGGUUGAUACGUUUCUAGAAAUCUCGUAAACAAUAUGAUUUUCUUAUUUUGAUUUUUAUUCUGUCAAUCGAAGGAUCUGAAGAUGCAUUUUAAUUUGUGAAAUUUGAGUAUUACAAGAUAAUUGACGUGGCAUAAAAGAAUAUACGUUGCAAGUUUUCACUGUUUUCAAUUAAAAACAAUGGGGAAGUUGGUAAACACCCAACUGUACAAUAGAAAUUGAUUAUCGAAUUAACCAUGUCAUUGAUUAAUUCCAAAAAAAUUUAAAAUAAUUAAAUUAGUUUUAAUCUUCAUGCUUAAGUCACUGUGAUGUAAAAGUUAUUUUGAAUUUAAUGAUAAAUCAUAUUGUGUAUGCAAAACGGUUACCUAUGUGAAAAUACAGUAAUAAAAGAUCAGUAGCUGUGUGCGGUGUUUUAUCGUUCGAUGUACCUACUUAUUUUACCCCGCAAUGGUAACGUCAAAUUCCAAUAUUACAACAAAAAUGAAAUAGAAAAUAUCUGUUAAUGAAAUGCAGGUGAUAGUAUUGUACACUACCCAAUGAAAACAUUAAUUUUCUUCUAUAUACUUGUUUGCAAAGAUAUACGUGUACACAAUUUUAUUUCAAUUCGUUUAAACAGUAGUCGUUUUUCUAUCAAACUAUU